UGUGCGGAGGACUUAGGGGAGCCAGUCCGCUGAUCAUCCGCCAUUCUGUAGAAAACAGAGAAUAUUAAGCGAGAAGAGGAGGUAAAAGGAACGAGGUUGAUAUACUGCGAACGAAAGAAAAGAGCUUUCUGGUAUCAAAUAGUGAUAAAGAGAUUGUAGCAAGUGCUGACAUGCGUCGUACAAGUUGUGACUCUGGCAUGAAAAACAUACUCUGCAGAUAUUUUAUGAAUGGAAUUUGUACAGCUGGUUCAAACUGCAAGUUUUCUCAUGAUGCCAGGGACAGACCUUCAAUGGUUUGUAAGUACCAUCUUAAAGGUUUGUGUUCUUAUGGCAAAUCCUGUAGAUAUGACCAUGUAAAUCCAGACCGUGAUCAAAACAGAACUCCUUUUUCUCAAAAGCCAGUUGUAACCAAUCUUGACGACAGARGCACACAGGAAAGUAAGAUGGUACGUUUAACCAAAAAAAAUUUAAAGGCUAGUUCAAUACCACCAAAUAAUUGGGUCGAGGCACCAGAGUUCGUACCUGGACAGGAUUACAGAGGUUUCACUAAUUCAACUUCAGAUAAUCAUCUUCCUUCUGAAAAUAUCUGUAAAGGGAAAGCUGUAAGUUCGCUUAUGAGCUAUUCUGAAGCUGUACUUGUCGGAACUGAAGUACUGGAUGAGUUAAAUGAUGAAGAAGCAUCCUAUAUGUUGUGUCCUUUUGCUGCAAUGGGAAAAUGUACAUUUGAAGUAUGUCCAUAUGUUCACGGUCUUGAAUGUGACUUGUGUGGUAAGCUCUGUUUACAUCCCUACAAUCAAGAGCAACAAACAGAUCAUAGAAUAGAGUGCAUCGGAAAACAUGAAAGGUGUAUGGAAUAUUCAUUUGCUGUACAAAGGUAAAUAAAUAUAUAUAYUUGUUUUAAUUUGAGUAGAUCGAUUAUUUCUGUUAAAGUUAUAAUGUAAGCUACUCUGCUUCUCAUAAUAAAUAUACUUCAGCAGUGUGCCACUUGCUCAAACUCUUGUUCAUGAUAGUAAUGAUGGUGGUGGUGGUGGUGAAGACGGUUAAAAGAAUAAUGUGACCGAAUUCCAGCUGUAGCUUAAGAAGUUAUUUAAAUAUGUUUGGUGUAAUCAUUAGUAUGUAAGCUGGAUAGUAUGUAGCCUCUUAAACUAGAUUGAUUCCUUUUACUGGAUAUUCCUUUUACCUAUGGUAGACCAGUCUUAAAUUACCAUCGUUCUUACUACUUUUUUUCUGAUUACCCCGCUACAAAUGGCGGAAAAGUUGCGCGCAGGCUUCCUUAGCUUCGGGUAAUCAAAAGAGACCCCUUCCAGCUGUACCUGUCAAGCUUAAGGUUACUGUUUACCUUCAGACCUUCAACAAAACCCUAUAAACUAUAUAUUGUUUUAAAGGUCAAAUGCUAAAGAUUUCGAAACUAACAUUAUGAAAUGCGACUUUCUAAUUUGAAACGCUACCGGAGCCUUAAGAGCAAUUGUCUGUAAGCGUCGGCUGGGCCAUGAAGGAUAGAAAAAUCGAAAAUUUUCAAAACUCAUUCGAAGAAUACCCUCAAAGCCCUUAUCACAAAAAUAUAACUUUUAGUUUCAUCCGAUCUUUUUUUGGCGAGUUAUCGAGCAUUUUAUGAUUUGACGUUCAUCGACCGAUUUUAACGGCUCGAGAAGGCCGAUUUUAAACAGCUCUAUACGACAAAUAAACAAAUACGAAACUUAGUCAAUGCUUGUUUUCUCAAUAAAGAAUUAUGUCUUCGAA
Messenger RNA from Actinia tenebrosa (Australian red waratah sea anemone), 1740 nucleotides. Its product is annotated as putative E3 ubiquitin-protein ligase makorin-1. NCBI's taxonomy places the organism in Eukaryota, Metazoa, Cnidaria, Anthozoa, Actiniaria, Actiniidae. Gene Ontology annotation, molecular function: metal ion binding; ubiquitin protein ligase activity. Gene Ontology annotation, biological process: protein polyubiquitination. The record is from RefSeq and is a predicted model, not a curated record.